This is a messenger RNA of Nelumbo nucifera (sacred lotus), 1790 nucleotides long. Its product is annotated as mucin-like protein. The record is from RefSeq and is a predicted model, not a curated record. NCBI's taxonomy places the organism in Eukaryota, Viridiplantae, Streptophyta, Magnoliopsida, Proteales, Nelumbonaceae.
UUUUUCGGUUUGGUUACGACGGACCCCGUGCCCCAAAAAAAGCUCGUGGAAGUCUAAAAUGGCCAAAUAUCAGGGAGCUUCAUUCAUCUUUUUGCGUCUAAAACCAUUUGUUUAACAGCCUUAUAAACCACAAUAGAUCGGGAUACCAGGCUGUCGAAAGAUCUACUUAAAAAGAUCAUAUUCUGUUAGUCUAGGGUUCUAUCAUGGAUGGAGAAUGGAGCAAAGAAAGAUACGCAUACAAGGUGUGAUCUCACCCAAACUCCAUCAGAUGUCUAGAAGAUCCUUUUACUUGCACCUCCCUCCCUUUGUAAAUCAACGGAGAAGGUACGUACAACAGCCCCGACCCCGAGUUGAGUUUAUGGGUUUACCCACUGCACUGCAGUAAGGAUCCGGGCUCGAUCCGGACACCCUGUCCGUCCUCCCAUGUUCAUAGCUCAUAGUUGAUAGAUAAUUAACGAAGGGCGAACGUUUGGGUUAAGACUUAAAGAGGGCUUUCUUCCAGCGAGCAGAGAGAGAGAGAGAGAGACUAGGAACGAAAUAGAAAUGCAGACCCUGAGACGCCUCUCCAUGGCCAGUACUCCAUUACAGCACCUCAUUAUCUCAUCAGAGAAAUCCAUUCUCAAUCCCGGAAGUAUCCAUCUGAGAACGAUAACAACCAAAUCCAAAGGCGAGGACGAAUGGAACGACGCCUGGGAAUUGGCUUGGCUACCUGAGGACGCCACAUUAUCCUCCAACAAGCACAACAGGGAUCCCUGGGAGAGCGACGUCAACUUCUCUUCCUCUUCUGAUACCCCUACUGUGGUCCUCCCGUCGGACGUGGACGCAGAAACCAAGGCGUUCGUUGAGGACAUGAACGACAAUUGGAACGAGAGAAGAAGGGCUCCGAAGACAAUCCACCAGCAGCAGCAGAAAGAGAGCUCUCUUUACAACGUGGAGAAUAUGAAGAAAGAUUACAGGUUGAAAAAGCAGAAGAUUCACGCCGGGUUGUGGAUGAAAGAGAUCGAGAAGCGGGAGGAGGCCAAGUUGGCGGGUUCAUUCUCCUCUGGAGGCGGCGGUGCUGAUGAUAUCGAGAGAUUGCUUGAUAGCUGCUCUGAGAUUUUUGACCUUGCUAACAAUGACGUAGACAACUCAAAGAUCCCAAGUACUUCUGAGUUCAAAACCAAGCCGGAUGGUUGGGAAACGACAUCUAAAUCUCAGGAGGGGAAUAUCUGGGAGAUGUCACACAGGGAAGAAGACAUCCUCCUUCAAGAAUUUGAGCGUCGAAUUGCAUUUAGCAAAUUUCAGAUUGCCAGUUUUAUCAAAUCUCACAUAUUUAGCCGGAGGAGACCUAUUGAUGGGUGGAAAUACAUGAUAGAGGAAUUAGGACCAAAUGCAAAGAAAGGGAAGGGUAGCGUUCCAAGGUUGCCCAGUCUAUGUGAUGCAUCUACCCAACCUUUCAAGGAGGAGAAGACACCAGCAGGCGCCAGCGGCAGUCUCACUCGUUUCAAAGGCAGAUAAUAAUAUCUUCAAUAUAUCCAUCUUUUAAUUCUCAACAAGUAUUUAUUGUUUAUGAAAAAUCUGCUUACAUUUGUACCGCUGAUAGAAGAGAAAUAUGAUUUAAGUUGUCAUAAAUCACAAUUCAAGUAAUGUCCGUAUAUCUCAUAUCAAUUUGGGUCUUAUUUUCAAUAGUUGUUUUAAUCUCCUGUAGUUAUUUCAUUGCUUCUAAUUUUCUUCCGCAAUUUCUCUUGUACUCAUCUGACAACUGUGAUACCUUUUUUAGUGUAUACUUGAUAGCAUGAGAACUUGUUUGA